This is a messenger RNA of Trichophyton verrucosum HKI 0517, 876 nucleotides long. Its product is annotated as phosphoric ester hydrolase, putative. Gene Ontology annotation, molecular function: hydrolase activity. The transcript has a single exon. NCBI's taxonomy places the organism in Eukaryota, Fungi, Ascomycota, Eurotiomycetes, Onygenales, Arthrodermataceae. The record is from RefSeq and is a predicted model, not a curated record. The annotation marks the transcript as partial.
AUGGUAUGGAGACGGAAUGGUGGCCUCGACGCCCUAGUUCGCCGACCAGUACCUACCAGGUGGAAUCGGUUCAUUACUUCUCCUAUAUCUUUCCUUGCAAGCCUCAUUUACGAAUGGAGAUCCUCGAUUCCUACCCGAUCAAUAGCCACCAUAUCAGAUAAAGCCAUCACUGUCGUGUGCAUCUCUGACACCCAUAUGACUAGACCGCAUAUACCAGAUGGCGAUAUUCUGUUACACUCCGGGGAUCUCACCCAGUCUGGCUCACAAGACGAGCUCCAGCAAGCUCUUGACUGGCUGAAUACAUUACCACAUCAGCACAAGGUUAUAGUAGCUGGAAACCAUGAUUGGUGUCUUGACCCCUCACUCAAAACGAGCAAGACACUUUCGCAUUCAGGGGCGCCGCAGAAGUUCAUCGAUUGGGGAAACAUUAUUUAUCUCCAGAACACUAGCGCUACCCUGGACUGCUGUGGGCGCAAUAUAAACAUCUUUGGGAGCCCUGUCAGUCCCAAACAUGGAAACUGGGCUUUUCAGUACCCGCGGAAGGAGAAUGUAUGGGAGGGCAUUAUACCUCCAAACACCGAUAUUCUGCUAACUCACACGCCUCCACACUCGCACCUAGAUCUUUCCUUUGGCUGCAAAUUCCUCCUUCAGGAAUUAUGGAGAUUAAAACACCGAUCAAUUCUUCAUGUUUUUGGUCAUAUACAUGGGGGCUACGGUCAGCAUAUGGCAUAUUUUGACAAGUUCCAAUCGAUAUAUGAGAGUAUCAUCAAAGGAGAUGCAAGCAUUAUCAGCUUGUUGUUUUUAAUAUAUGAAGCUAUGAAAGUUUUACUCUGGAGAGCUCCAACUCAAGGCAUCUGGAUGGUGAAUGCUUCUGUG